GGCGGAGCUGCGCAAUCGUCUGAGCUGCGCACCGACUGGCGGCGGGAGCUGAGCCCACAAGUUGCAGGCAGCGGAGCGCCACCUCGUCCCGUUCGCAGCCCCUGCGCCCACCGGCUACGGCCGGCGCCAGGACGCUCAGCCCUCAGACGCUGAUCCCAGAUGUGACAGCGGGAUCGCGGCCCCUUCUCCUUCCCAGCACGAUCCACAGAGUCUCGCCUGCUUCUCCGCUGCCCAAACCCUAAGGCUGGAAGAUGUGGCAGCCGGCUACUGAGCGCCUGCAGAGAUAUUACUUCAGCUUCGAUACUCCAAAAUCUGCCUGGGUUUUCCAAUGGAUUUGAUGAUUGCUUCCAUUGGUCUUUAGAAAGACCAAACCUAACCAGCACUUCCAGACCAUGUUGAAGUCUAAAUUGAAUGUCCUAACACUGAAAAAGGAACCUAUACCAGCAGUCAUCUUCCAUGAGCCAGAAGCCAUUGAACUAUGUACCACCACACCACUGAUGAAGACAAGGACUCAUAGUGGCUGCAAGGUCACCUAUCUGGGGAAAGUCUCCACCACAGGCAUGCAGUUUUUAUCUGGCUGCACCGAAAAGCCAGUCAUUGAGCUCUGGAAGAAACACACACUGGCCCGAGAAGACGUUUUUCCAGCCAACGCCCUCCUAGAGAUCCGUCCAUUCCAAGUGUGGCUUCAUCACCUUGACCACAAGGGCGAGGCAACGGUGCACAUGGAUACCUUCCAGGUAGCUCGCAUUGCCUACUGCACAGCUGACCACAACGUGAGCCCCAACAUCUUCGCCUGGGUGUACAGAGAGAUCAAUGAUGACCUGUCUUACCAGAUGGACUGCCACGCUGUGCAAUGUGAGAGCAAGCUGGAGGCCAAGAAGCUGGCACAUGCCAUGAUGGAGGCCUUCAGGAAGACUUUCCACAGUAUGAAGAGUGAUGGGCGGAUCCAUAGGAGCAGCUCCUCUGAAGAGGCUUCCCAGGAAUUAGAAUCUGAUGAUGGCUGAAGGAAUUUAAGAUGUUCCAGGGAAGGCAGCAAAUGGGCAAGGAAUUUCAGAAGAUAGAUGCAUUUGCAAUGAUUCAAAUUUGGUAUGAAAAGACUGCCAAAACUAUUGGCUGACCAUGCUUUUUAAAUUCAGAAGAGCAAUUCUAAAUCUAAAGAAAUGUAUCAUUAAUUAUGUGACAUUGAAAUCUGCUGCUGCUGUGACCAUGAGGAGAGUGGGUGUAUGGGUGGGGAGGAAGGUUCCAGACUGUCUGCUCGGUUUUUUUCUCCUAUUCCAACACUUCCUGGUGGGAGAUCUCCACGACUAUUUUCACCAUUCUCAGGCAAAUGCUCUCGGGCUAUAGUCUGAUGGACUGUUCUAAUCUGCCUUAUGAAAUCCAACAGGAAUGUUAGAGGCAUAUCUGUGAUCCCUAGGCUGGUGGGUGGUAUGAGGAGGUGAUGCUGGUGUGGAGGUCGCAGGAUGGAAGGGACAUGUCCAGCCCAGGUGACUGACUGAUUGCUCCUCUCUCUUGGCAUGUUUGCAGACACUCUCCUCAGUACUGGUGAAUCAGCAGAGCUUGGAUUGAGCUUUACAACUAACAGCACGCUAGAUGGCAGUUAAUUUGCAGUUAAAGCUAAUGCUUUGAUUUACGUGAGCAUAUCAAGUAGUAACCUCCUAUUGUAUUUACUUCAUCUAUUUUCUUAGAAUCCUUGCAACUAACGAUCAUGCUCCUCCUUCUGCCCCACCAUGUUCUUUCUUCUUCCAGCCUCCCCAAAAGGGAUGGAAGCUCAACACAUUGCAGGACUCCAACAGGGAAGAAAAAUAACAAAUUAAUUCAAUAAACCGUCAGCAGACCUACCGGAAGUCUCAGACAUCAGAAACCCUAGAACAAAAGGAGAAUGGGUGGCCCAAGUCUAUAGAGGUUGUCCUUAUUAAGUCCUGAUAUAUAGUAACUUACUUGGUUAAGUCCCAUUGGAUGACUCCUUCAUGGGAAGUUUAAACUCUGACAUGACAUUGCCUGGGAAGUCUUGCUCCAUCCUUCAACCUUGAACUCAUGUAGGGAAUGAGUGAAAUCAAAUCAGUUUGCCCAUGUCUAUCUGGAAACCUAAAGGGAAAUGUGACCUUGUUGUCCUGAAGUCAGUAAUAUCUUAGAGUCAGAAUAACCCCUUUGACUAUCAGUUCUGAAGAGAAAUUAUCAUUGAUAGCUUGAGAUCUCUCAAUUUCAAGAUCUUUGCAUAUCAUAAUCAUGGAAAGUAUUUGUUAAAAUAUACACAUUUAAGAUGAAUAGACACAUUAAGAGGGCACAUGAGCCACCUUUUCAAGUGAUAUUGCUCUUUUAAAGGGUGUGUUUUAUUUCAGGUGAUGCUAAGGGCAACAGGGCACCUUAGAAGCCUUAAGUGAAAGCUAAUAUAAUCCAGACAGCAAUGGUGUUGGUAUUUUAGUCUGUGUACCCAUGUGUCCAUGUAUGUGUUUGUGUGUGUGUAUGUCCCCUGUGUGGGUCCAGUUUCAAGGCAUGUACAAUAAGCAUGGAGUCGUUUGGUGAGGACUCACCUCCUGAAGAUAUGCUUGUUGCUUUAUGACAAUUGUAAACUAUUCUUUAGAUAAAUGCAUUCACUCUUUAAUAAAAAUAUGUUUGUGUUAAUGAAGCCAGGAUGUUUCAUACUUUAUAUGAAUUUCCCUUUUUUAAGGAAUGGAAAUUUGACAUGUAAAAUAAAUAAAACUUGGUAAACAGGGCAAUUUUAUCUUGUUUUUUAAUUGAUCAUACAUAGGACAUUCCUUGUGUUUUGAGAUCUUUUUCAAUUUGUUUUUCAUAGAUGACUGCCCCUUAAUUGAGACAAUAAUGUUACUAAUAUUGUGUUGACCUUGCUUAAUGUGAUGGACUUAUUUCAGAGAAGAAUGUUUCCAAACAUUUUGCAAAUAAUUGCUGUUUAAAACCCUCUGUUCAUCUUUUGUAGAGCCCAUCCUGAAAUCCUGAAAGGUAAGCCUAGAAUGAUUCCUUUGGAGAAUAGAUAAAAAUGUCUCUCCAGGCCAUGAUCUCUUAGAAUGGCCACAUAUUAAUAAACUGGCUGUGAAGAAAUAAAUAAAUAAUAAAUAAACUGUC
Peromyscus leucopus (white-footed mouse) is the source of this 3081-nucleotide messenger RNA. RefSeq names its product phosphotyrosine interaction domain containing 1 (gene Pid1). Gene Ontology annotation, cellular component: cytoplasm. NCBI's taxonomy places the organism in Eukaryota, Metazoa, Chordata, Mammalia, Rodentia, Cricetidae. The record is from RefSeq and is a predicted model, not a curated record. Gene Ontology annotation, biological process: negative regulation of D-glucose import across plasma membrane; regulation of reactive oxygen species metabolic process; regulation of cell population proliferation. The transcript is spliced from 4 exons. Bases 393 to 1004 code for a protein of 203 amino acids.